CCUCCUCUUCUUCAUUCCCCCCUCACACACAUAUUUCUCUCUCUCUCUCUCUCUCUCUCUCUCUCUCUCUCUCUCUCUCUCUCUCCCUCUCUCCACAUACACAAAAGCACAGAAUUGAGAGCUAGAGAGCACAUGCACGCAGGCCAUAUAUAGGUAAACUUUUGCAAGCAGAAACCAUUCGCUUGUAUAUUAUCUCCCAGCAGAUCUAGACGACAACAACAGAAACUCUGUAUGGAGCAAGAAGAGGUCGGUCUAGCCCUGGGCCUCUCCCUGGGCUCCGGCCCCUACCAGCUCAAGGAACAGCCCUCGCCGUCGUCGCACUCGGGCACGCUGCUGGAGCCGUCGUCGUUGUCGCUCGGCCUCCCAGCCAAAGACAGCCCGGCGGCACCGGUGAGGAUUGCUGCCGUGAAGAGGGAGCUGCGGAUGGAGGAGGACGACGAGGCCACCGACAGGGCGCUUUACUCGGUGGCGUCGUCGGCACUGGUGGUGGCGCCGGACGACGACGAAGGGUGCAACAGCCGGAAGAAGCUGAGGCUGACCAAGGAGCAAUCGGCGCUGCUGGAGGACCGCUUCAAGGAGCACAGCACCCUCAACCCUAAGCAAAAGGCUGCUUUGGCAAAGCAACUGAACCUGAGGCCACGGCAAGUGGAGGUGUGGUUCCAAAACAGAAGAGCCAGAACGAAGUUGAAGCAGACAGAGGUGGACUGCGAGCUUCUCAAGCGCUGCUGCGAGACGUUAACCGAGGAGAACCGCCGCCUCCACCGUGAGCUCCAGCAGCUCCACGCCCUCAACCACCCCCACACCGCUGCCUUUUUCAUGCCCGCUGCCACUCUCUCCAUCUGCCCCUCUUGUGAGCGCCUCACCGGAGUGCCUGCCGCCGCCGCCACCACCAACGGUGCAGACCGGCCCAAGCCGAGUGGCCCUGGCCGAGCAACCCACUUGUUCAACCCUUUCACCAAUUCUGCCGCCUGCUGAACGUUGUUUGCAUUGGCCCAUCCCUGAUUUAGGCAAUAGCAAAUCAUUUUAUCAUUAUAUGUAUAUAUACAUAUAUUUUUAUCUAGCCAAUUCUAUCUCUGCACCAGCUAGCGAUAAUUCGUCAUACUAGUAUAAGUGAUGAUUGGCUAAAGAUAGCACAUAUUCUCCUCCCCUCCCCUUUAAUUCAUCAGCUUUGUUUUUUCACAAGCUAAUGAAUUAUAUUACUAGCGUGUGAGGAGGAUUGAGCACCACGCAUGCAUGCAUCUAGGAAAAAGAAAUGUCUUGUUUGGUGUUGUUGGUGUAGCUAUAGCUUUAGUAGUUGUUACUGAUGAAUUUCUCCUUUUAUUAAUUGUCAGUCAGGGAAGUAUCAUCAUUAGAUGAUGAUGACAUGACACCACAGACGCAUCCCAGUUUAUUUGGAUGUUGAUUCAUGUAUAUAUGCCGCCUAUGAUGAUGUCUCUGUUUCACCAAUUCAAUAAUAUAUAUUGAUUUGUUUCGAAAAA
Messenger RNA from Panicum virgatum (switchgrass), 1478 nucleotides. RefSeq names its product homeobox-leucine zipper protein HOX15-like. The record is from RefSeq and is a predicted model, not a curated record. NCBI's taxonomy places the organism in Eukaryota, Viridiplantae, Streptophyta, Magnoliopsida, Poales, Poaceae. Bases 232 to 975 code for a protein of 247 amino acids. The transcript has 3 exons. Gene Ontology annotation, molecular function: DNA-binding transcription factor activity, RNA polymerase II-specific; sequence-specific DNA binding. Gene Ontology annotation, biological process: regulation of DNA-templated transcription.